AUAGUAGCAGCAUGAUCUCUUAGAGUCCAUUCGGAUUUCAGACCAAAACUCCACUCUAUGCAGCCUUUGUUCGACAGAUGCUAUGACUGAUUGCCAAGGUAGGCAUGCUCAGUCGUUAGCGGUACACACCAUUUGAUGGAGCCAAUUCGGAUAAGACAAAUUGCACAAAUUGACUGCUCGUAGCGCGUGGGAACAUAACUUCCUUCCUUUCUCCAUCAAACUGCUUACAUUACAUUACAAUAUACAAUGCCCUUUAGAUUCAAAUGUAAAGCCCGCCACCACCGCUUCACUGUCUCCCAUCCCUCCCAACAUUCAAAUCUAUCUUAGCUUUUCUCCAUUCGCUUUUCCUCGCAUUCACUGUUCUCUUUGCCAGUUCCAACUCCAAAUAAUUCAACUCUCAAACUGACUUUUUCUUUCUUCUUUUUUCUCGUACUUCUCAUUCAAACACAAAAGAGCCCUUCCACUUGAUCAAGAACAUGAAGUUCUUGACUUCCUCUUCAUCCACCGCCUCCUCGACCAUCACCUCCACCACUGCCUCCACUUCUUUCGGUGGCAAUGUCCACAAUUCCAGGAGCUCCCCAGCUGGGUGCAUUGCCGGGGUCUUCCGCCGACUUCUUUGCCUUAAAAGCCUUCCCACGCACCCCUCUGAUCACUUCAAAGACACCGACCACGACUCUGUCUCCGUGGAGCUUGACAGGCUACAAUGUACUAGUACUGUAAGUGCAGAGGAGAGGGCUGAGUCCUCCGCCACACCGUGCAUCGUGGCAAGGCUAAUGGGUUUAGAAUCAUUGCUGCCUCAGACCGAUUUUUCUGCCGCUGAAAAAAGUCCGAGUUCAAUUGCACGUAGCCGGUCGAUGAAUUCUGUGGAUUUGAUGAAGGAGCUUGUGUCAAUUCAGGGGAGGCAUAGACGCGUGAAGAGCUUCAGGGAGACUGCUCCCACAUUUCUUGAGCUAGAAGAUGAGGAUUUUUUUGUUCUUAGCUUUGAGAAUAUUGUAGGUGAAAGUAGGAAAUCGGAGACGGGUUCGAAGCAGAAGAAGCAAAGAGGCAGAGGAGCAAACGAUAAAUCCCAGAAUAGUACGAGGAGCAGGGAGAAUGUUUAUGAAAAGAAUAAAGAAAAUCAAGAUCCCAUGAAUGUUUUAAAUAAUGAGAAGCAAGAGCGGACGACGGAUUCUAGGAAGGCUUCUCAAAGAGCUGUUUCUGAAGUAAUGAGCGACGGUAUUCGUCCACUGAGUAUUAGUUCUUCCCAAAAUUCAUUUGAGGGGAAGGAAGUCGAAAACAGGGCAAAGCCCAUAAACCGCAAACCUGAGAAUGAAUUAGGAAGGAGAAGAAGGAUGAAGAAGAGAAAAGAUGAUUGCUUGCCAGUAAAGAAAGUAGAAUCAGAUUGCUCUGAUUCUGAAAAUUCCAGCCCAAAUUCUGUUUUGGAUAUCGUGAAAUUCCCAUGUGAUCCAGAAGUUACGAGCUCAGAGGGGCUCUCACGAUUGACGAAUUCAAAGUCAAGGAGGACUUUAACAGAAGAACUCGAGAAUUAUAGGAAGCUGAAUCAUCAGUACGUUGAUAAGAGUUUGACAAGCAAUGCUUCUGGUAAAUCUAGGACUCGCAGCGAAGGCAAAUGCGUUGAGUUGAGGAAGAAUGAUCGUGGAAGGCAGAAUAAUUCUGCCAACAUGUGGGGUGAAAUUUGCGAAUUGGCAGAAAAAGACACGAUUCGGUCGAAUUGGAUACCACUGAGCAAGGAGAUUCAGAAGUUUGAAGGCUACAGAGAGAUCAGUGGAGAAUUCGAGAUACAAAUUUUUGAGGAAUUGUUGGGAGAGCUGGUGGAUCAGCUCGGUGGGGGGACUUGCCACCAAAAUCUUUGACUUGUAAAAUCACACCAACUCAACGUAUUCAUACUUCCUUGCUUUUUUUUUUUCUUUUUUUGUAGUAUAUAUAUUAUAUAUAAAAUGUCUACUAUGUAAACCAUUACAAAAUCUAGAUUGCAAUAUGGCACGGGAUAGUAUUCCUAUGUAGAAUGUAAGUAAUAGCUAGAGAUCUCAGAUCACUUCUUGUUCUCCGAUAUUUGAGUUCUUUCUUUUGUAAAA
Messenger RNA from Coffea arabica (coffee), 2075 nucleotides. RefSeq lists its product as uncharacterized. NCBI's taxonomy places the organism in Eukaryota, Viridiplantae, Streptophyta, Magnoliopsida, Gentianales, Rubiaceae. The record is from RefSeq and is a predicted model, not a curated record.